Molecule: messenger RNA, 8338 nt
Organism: Malania oleifera
Lineage: Eukaryota; Viridiplantae; Streptophyta; Magnoliopsida; Santalales; Ximeniaceae
Exons: 13
Coding region: 412-8058 (2548 amino acids)
Biological process (GO): maturation of 5.8S rRNA from tricistronic rRNA transcript (SSU-rRNA, 5.8S rRNA, LSU-rRNA); maturation of LSU-rRNA from tricistronic rRNA transcript (SSU-rRNA, 5.8S rRNA, LSU-rRNA)
Cellular component (GO): nucleolus
Source: RefSeq, a predicted model, not a curated record
AAAAAAACCUAUUGUAACAAAAAUCAAACCUAAGACACUCUCCUCUCCUCUCCUCUCCGCGCGCAGCUCCUCUUCUCCACGGCGCCUCGCCUCUCUUCUCAACGCACGGCCUCCGUGCACAACCCCUUUAAGUUUCUCCAGAAGAAGAAAUUCUAUGAAUACAAGGUUUUGCUGCAGUGAAGAAGAGUAUGCACCAAGAUUCAACUAUAUAUCUGUUCUUAAUUUUUGCCUAUUAAUCAUAAUAUUGUGCCCCUUCCUAGUUCCACGUGGGCCGUGAGUCGCUGAUCUCUCUCUCUGUCUCUCUCUUACGCACGAUUGCACGUUUCGCCGCUUCCAGCCAUUCACGAGCCUCCAGUCGCAGCCACCACCGCCGCCUGUUACAGCCACCAUCGCUGGCUCUCCUGCACAGGUAUGAUGGAUGUUGAUGAAAGUGGGGUUGAGGAAGAACAUAUUCCAAAAUUUGUAGUCAAAGCGUCUAAUGAAGCUAAACUAAGGGAGCUAUUGCACAACAUUACUUCUACUGAAAUUAAGUUAUGCUCUUAUGCAUCAAAGGAGUUCAUCAAGCUGCUUAAAGGCGAUUCUGGACAUGAGUUACUACAUCAAUAUAUACAGAAUUCCUCUAAGUGCUCCGAGCUUUUAGAAGCUUGGAGGAUUAGAAGGGGAAAUCUUGGAAUGUCAUAUAUUCUAUCACUAAUUUCUGCAAUUUUGAGUCAUCCGGAUGGAAAAUAUAAACCUGACGAUGUGGGGAGAAUUUCUAUAACCAGGGUUCUUGAUAAGCUUGCUCGUUCAAUUGUUGAAGAAAAAAUGGAAGAUGUUUAUAAAGAAAUGAGUAGUAAAGAAGCAAAGCGCCAGACUGCUGCUCUUCUUCUAAUAGCUUCUAUUGUUAGGCGAAGUUCAGGUUUGGCUUUGGAGGUUGCAAAGAGCUUCAAUUUCAAACUCACUAUAUUUCCCAAGCUUGCGGAGUAUAAAAUGAAGCAAAUUGAGAAAAAAGUAAAGCACUCCACAAGAAAACCCUUCAUUAGUUUUGCAAUGUCAUUUUUGGAGAUGGGGAAGCCGGGAUUGUUGAGAUGGGUCCUACAGCAGAAGGAGAUGUAUUCUGGUGUCCUCCGUGGGCUUGGGAAUGAUGAUGAGGAGACUAUUUUAUAUGUCCUGUCUACACUGCGGGAUAGGGUUCUCAUUGAAGAGUCAUUGGUGCCUCCUUCUCUUAGGAGUGUCCUCUUCGGGAGUGUUACUUUGGAAAAACUAGUUAGCAUUUCUGGGAGGGAGAAUGGAGGACCUGCUGCAGAAAUGGCACAUAGUGUUCUGAUUAUGGUUUGUACUGAUCCAUCAAAUGGAUUGAUGCCAGAUCUGAAUAAACAUCCAAAUCCAUUGAGGGGUAAUCCGAAGCGAAUCCUGGGUCUAAUGAGGAAGCUUAAAGCAACAGAGGUUGGUUAUCACCGAGACCUGCUUCUGGCUAUUGUUCGAGGGAGGCCUUCUUUUGGUUCAUCAUACAUGGAUGAGUUUCCUUACAACCUUGAAGAUUUUGCCUCUUCUACUUGGUUUGCUGCUGUUUCUUUGGCAGCAAACUUGAUUUCCACAGUGGCCUUUAGCUGUCCUGUUGGUUUCCUUGAUUUCCAAUCUCAAGAUCCACCUUCCUUUAAUAGUCCAAAUGUGCAGUAUAUUAUGAAAUGCAUAUGUCCUCGUCCAUUCAGGAGAUCAGUGGUCAAUAAGGGGUUACUUCAUGCUGAUUCUCUUGUGAAACAUGGAACUUUGAGGCUUCUUUUGGAGUCGCUGAAGUUGUUGAACUCCUUCAUGGAUGCUAUAAACAACCAUUCUUAUUCCAACAAUCAAAUAAUGUAUAGAUGGGUGUCUCUCAAGCAAGAAAUUCAGAAUGAAGUCCAAACAUCACUUCCAGAUUCUCAAGUUCUAUUGACAUUGUUAUCUUCUCUGAGUAGUCGCCACAAGAGUUCGGACUUAUGCUUGAAGAGAGCAGCUGAUUUGGAUAGCGCCCUUGAACACAAUAUGAAUGGUAUGAAGAAACAAAGAACUGCUGCUGUAAAUGAGGAUGUGGAUAUUCUUAUAAGUGGGAUAAGUUCUGCCCCUGACAUUUUGCUAUCUCAGGAAAGUGAAAAAGGUUUAUGUGCAUGCACUGCAGAAAAGUUAGACAGUAUAAAAGAUCAGAUAGAGGUUAUUGCUGAAAUAUGGGGUUUACACGCAUCCUCCAUGCCUGUCACUGCAUUAAAGGAUGCAGAGAUAUAUUUUCACUCAAAGUUGCUUGAUGCUCUCAAAAUUUUUUACCGAAUUUUUCCCGCUCUUCUCGAAGGAUCAUUUGAUUUCUUUAAAAUUAUCCCCAGCAAUCCUUUUGCAUUACCAACAGUCCUGCAGCAAUCUUUGUUAUCUUUUCUAAUAGAAUGCAUUGGAUGGUGUCCUAAGCGUGGCAUUCCAGUUAGAACUGCACCUAUGAUGUACAAGCAUCUUCAUCCAUUCAUCAACUUGCUAAUUUAUUCAUCAUUUAGAGACAUAAAGGAUCAAGCGUACGUUCUGGCACAAGCAGCCAUGUUAAGUACAGGUGCAUUUGACAAGAAUUCACGGGAAAUUGUUGCAUGGUUCUUAUUUCUACCUGGUUAUAGUAAUGAUACUUUUUCUGUUGAAGAUGAAAGGAUGGAAGUCUUUCAGAAUCUGUCUUCAGUUGUUGUUUCAUUUUUAUGUGAUGCCAUUUCCAGUGUUGGCAAUAAUUUAUUCAAAUAUUUGAAUCGUGUGAGGUCCUGUGCUUACCAUUUAAAAGGCACAAAAGAUGUUUCUCCUGAUUUCAGCCCUCUUGUUAUAUGUGUGCUAGAGAAGUGUCUAAGAUUGCUGAGUUCAGAUUCUGGAACUUUUACAUUACCUGAGAAAUCUAUGAUAUCAUUAUUUGUGAGCAACACACUAAGUUACAUAGUACAAACUCAGGUUGAAGGUGAACUGUUAUCUUCCUUGAUUGAUAUGUUCUUAUCAGAGAGAUUUGGUGACCGUUUCUUUACAAAUGAGGAUUCUAAGAGUUUAUGUGAGUGGAGGCCAUUGAAGAAAUUGCAUCUCUUUUUGAAGAGCAUAAGAAAUCGACAACUCUGUGGCAUCUUGUCUAUUGAUAGAGAAUCUGUGCAUGCUGGUGGUUCUUUUGCUAAUACACUUUCUGAAGUACAAAAAAUUGUAAGUAGUGAGCAUGAUGGUGGAUUGGUUGGAAUAACUAAAGCAUUUUCCUUCUCAAUGAUUUGCGCAACCCCUGAUGAGAUAUUACAAAAUUUUCCAUCUGUUAUGUCGAUUUCACAGAGCUUGCUUGGUCUUCCUCUUUCUGUCUUAUUUUCUGUAGUUUUUCUUGAGGGAAGUCUUAUUGGUGGUGUUUCCAAGUUAUGGCCUGAAAUGUUUUUUCAUGGUUUGGAAAUGGCUGUAGAUGGCAACAGUGGAGAAGUUAAUACUUCUAGAAGGCCUAUCAAUUGUUCAUCUCUCAAUUGUGGCAGCGAUUCAAUUGACUCUGUUUCUGUUGCAUUUAGUUUAUUUUUGAAGCAGGUGCCUUUCUACGUUCUAUUUCCUGUGCUCAUGAGCUUUGAUGAUUUGAGUUCAUUGGAGCACUUGAAACUACGAGACUUGCUUUUAGCUAAACUGUCUGAGUUGACAAUUGAUCAAUUUAUUUCUUCUUUUCGCCUUGUGCUGUUCUGGAUUGACCAGAUACGAUCAACGUAUAAAAUUAAACCUUCAGGUGAACUGGAAAGGCUGUCUGAGAUAUGCUUUUUCUUUAUAGAGCAUAUAUUAAUGCAGCUAUUAAUUGUAAAUCCUGCGUCUGAUCGUCCAACAGUCGCUGGGGCGCAUUUGCCAAGUCAAUAUAUUCAAGAAGUGGUUGAAACUAUUUUCUGUCAUCCAGCAGUGGCAGUGUCAUCGGCAUUGCUUCAAGGCUUUAGCAAGGAUUUCACAAACAGAAACAUUGGGCACAAUUUGGAAAAUUUGCUUUGUUUAUGCAAGCAGAGAGUUCAUAAGAUGGAUUAUCACCCACUGAUCCUGUUGACAACUACUUUAGACCAUUUCUUGGCUUUGUGCUAUGGUCAGAAGUGUGAUGUCUGCACAAAGGAACAUAUUUUAAAGGCUUUCAGAACUCUGGUUCAGCAGCUAUUUUUAAUAUUCAGGACUAACUUUGACCUGUGCAUGAAAACUGAAGAUUUGGCGCAAGUUGUCCCCACGUUGUGCACUUUAUAUACUUUGAUUCCUUACAUAUCUCCCUUUGAGCUGCUUGAAUUAGUGGAUUGGAUAUUAUCUAGACUUGAUGUAAAUGAGAUGAUGCUUUUAAAAUCUUUCAAGGAUUCUGCGCUGUCUGUGGGAUUGUGUAUUGCUGGUCGUGCUUUUGAAAUUCUAUCCAGUUCUAUGGGAUGGCCAAACCUAAAGACAGAAACAUAUGAUUUGUUCUGGGGAUUGGAAGAGAAAAAUGCCCUGUUUGAGAGAAUUUAUUUCAAGACGUGUGAGUUUUCAACAUGCUGUAAACUAGAUGUUGCGGAUCUAUGUUUGCUGAGAGCUGUAAAUGCUGCGUGUUUGCACAGAUAUUGGCAACAGCAGAGCUGUUUGCUUCCGUCGACUUUUGCAAUGUUGAGGGUGAUACAAAGCACUCCUAUGGAAAUAGUUUCUCAUUGUAUAUACAGAACAAAUGUGACCAAAGCUGAAUUGUUGUUUCUUCUUGUUGAAGUGAGCCCCAAUCAUAUGUCAGCCUUUGGGUGCUUGAUUUCAGAUAUUUUAAAUAAAAGAUUGCUUCUUAACAAAAUGGAAGGGACAUGUAGUUGUAGUAUUUCAGAUGAGGACUAUAUGAUGCUGUUACCUGCUGCUUUGUUGUUUUUGGAUUCUACUCUAAUGAAACUUGGUGAACUGUUUUACAAGCAUUUUAGGAGUAUAUCUUCACAUUAUUCGAGGAUUCUCUUGGAUGGUUUUGUUAACUGGAGGAGUUAUGUGUCUGGAGACAUAUUUAAGGUCGAUUUUGGUGAAUUCUUGCCUUCAUCAUUGGAGGAAGUUUUCAAUAUCAUCAAUUGCAGUCUUCUUGUAAAAGCAGUUCAUAUGUUGCAGCAUCACUUUGCUUUAUCAGGUUCUAUGACUUUGAAAAAGCGGUUGAAGCUAUUUAAUUCCAUUUGCUCAGAGUCAGGUGCAUGCAAUGGUCUGCUGGAAUGUGAUGUUGGUGAGAUUGAUUCUUAUUCAUUCAAUCAGUCAAUUAACUUUGUAAACAGAGUUGUUGCCAAGAUAUCCAUCUGCAAGUUACUGCUAUUUCCAAAGGAUGAUAAGCUUCAAUCCUCACCAAAAGAAGCAGAUGGGAAGGUGGAGGUGAUUUGGUCAAAACUAGAAUUCAGUAAGGAGGUCUUGUCAAGAAUUCAAUUGAUAAAGAUUUUGGUUCAUGCUUGGCAAUUGAUCGUGAAGAAAUUCCCUUCAAUCUCUAAUGAAUAUCUAACAAAGGGCACAAAUUGUUUGUUGUUCAAAUUCUUGGAAGUUCAUAUUUUGACAACUGUUACUGAGUUGACCACAAAUAUGUAUGGUAAUCAUCUACUAUUGGAUUCUCUUCCCUUCAUAGAACAGUUUGCUAGGUCAUCCUUUCUUUAUAGGUUUGAGGAUCCUAAGACACAGCAAAUGCUCCAAACUGUUCUUACUUUGUCUGGUAAAUCUUCACGUGUUUUAGUUCUCCAGCUUCUGCUUGCUCACUCUCAAUUUGCCCCUUCUCUUAAUUCUGUCUCCAAAUCAUCUGGUUAUUCUCAGAUUGGUACCUUUUUUAGGCCCAUGUCCAGCAUUCUGGGGUCACUUGUCAUUCCUCGUAAACGUAAUGAUCCGUAUGCCAGUGAUGGCAAGGAGAGUCCAGAAAGAUCUGAGCUGAAAACCAAACAGUUGGAAGUUAUUAAAUUGCUCAGAAUACUCUAUCAUUCUGAUUCUGUUUCGGAGAUAGAUUUUGGCAUAGAUUCCAAAGAACUGCUCUUCUUGCUUUUGUCUUCUUAUGGUGCAACGCUUAGUGAAAUUGACUUGGAGAUAUACAAUCUGAUGCAUGAGAUUGAAUCAUUUGAUGGAUUGGAUGGAAAUGUUGCUGAGAUGGAUUAUCUGUGGGGAGUUACUGCUGUAAAGAUUAGAAAUGAACGGGCACAGGAGCAGGGUAUUGUUAAUGAUGUUGUUGAUAAUGAAGCAGCUGAAGAACGCCGAAGAAGUCUGUUUAGAGAAAACCUUCCCAUUGACCCCAAAAUGUGUGCUGCAACAGUGCUGUAUUUUCCCUAUGACAGGACUGCUGAUGAUGGACCUUUUCAUCAGAACAAGAUUCAACGUGAUAAUUUGACGGGUGCUUUUGAGAUGAAGUCUGCUGAAGUUGAAAGAACACAACAAUAUGAUCCUGUUUACAUCUUGCGGUUGUCAAUCCAUAGUCUGUCAAUGGGUUAUCUUGAACCACUGGAGUUUGCCAGUUUGGGUUUGCUUGCCGUCGCAUUUGUUAGCAUAUCAUCUCCCAGUGACGGGAUAAGGAAAAUGGGUUAUGAGGCCCUGGGAAAAUUCAAAGGUGCAUUGGAGAACUGUAAAAGAGGGAAGGAUGCAAUGCGACUGCGGCUUCUUUUGACAUAUUUGCAAAAUGGAAUAGAAGAACCAUGCCAGAGAAUUCCUUCCAUAACUGCUGUUUUUGCGGCAGAGGCUUCUUUGAUAUUAUUGGAUCCUGCGCAUGAUCAUUACUCAACUAUUUGGAAGCUAUUGAUGCACUCACCUAAGAUGAAUAUUAAGAGUGUACCAUUAUUUCAUAAUUUUUUCUGGAGUAGCUCUAUCAAUUUCAAAGCAGACAGAUUGUGGAUUCUCCGGCUAUUGUAUGCAGGGCUGAAUGUAGAUGAUGAUGCUCACAUAUAUAUCAGGAACUCCAUUCUUGAGAUCUUACUGAGCUUCUAUACUUCUCCUCUUUCAGACAAUGCUUCAAAGGAACUGAUUCUUCUGAUAGUGAAGAAGUCUGUUAAAUUGAAUAAGAUGACCUACUAUCUAGUUGAACACUGUGGUCUGAUCUCAUGGCUGUCGUCUGUUUUUUCAAUUUGUGAGGGGCUGUGCAGUGGUCAGAAUAAAAUCGUCUUAGGACACUUGACCAUGGUACUCGAGGUGGUCAAUGAUAUCCUUGCUUCCAGAGACAUUGUUGAGUGGUUGAAAAAUUUUGGUCUUGAGCAGCUCUCCGAAUUUUCAUCUCAUCUACACAGAGUGUUAGUUGGCGGCUCAAAGUUAAACGGGCUAGAUGUUCCUUUGGCUAAUAUGAUUCUGCAAGUUCUUGUGUCAACAUUGAACAUAUCACAGAAAAGGAAAAUAUACCAGCCGCAUUUUACCCUAUCAUCUGAGGGUUUAUUUCAAAUAUAUGAAAUUGUUGAUGCAUAUAAAGAUGCAAGAUCCAGUCCAACUGCCAAGUUUGCACUUAAAGCCAUGCUUAUGACUACACCUCCAGUGUCCAUUUCUCACAUGGAUCAAAAGAAGCUAUCCCAUUUUAUUAUGUGGUCAAUUUCCACUGCUUUGCUGUCAGACUCUGCACGAAUACUUCACCCCAGAGAAUAUGGUCAGCUUAGAAUCUCAUCAGAGGAAGAGCAAUCUGAUGAUUCUCUAAUAGAAAAACUUCUACGUUGGCUAAUUGCUUCUGUAAUCCUUGGAAGAGUUUCGUGCAAAUCUAAUGAUUCGGACUUGAUCUGUUCUGUUGAAAGAUCAAACUUGGAAAGUCUGCAAUCUUUGUUGGACUACAUUGAGAAAGGGUGUGGGGGAAACCGCAGAAGCUGUUUUGGAUGUGAAGAAAUACUGGCUCCUGCUAUCUUUUACCUCCAACAGCUUCUUGGCAUGAAGUGCAGAGUGCUUCCAUCAGUUGUUGCUGCACUUUGUUUGUUACUUCUUUCUGGUGCCUCCUGUUUUUCAGGUAUGCUCUUUAUUUAUGAAUUGCUGGCUUUAUUAACUUCUGACUUUAUUAUUUGGCAUCCCUUCUUUAAGCAUUGGGGCCUGGCUUUUAAAAAUUGGUUUCAGUUUGUUCCUUUAUGUGUCCAUGAUAUUGACAUGGAUAGUGUUUGGUUACAUAUUUCCAAUGCAACCAAUUAUUUAUCCUAAAUUGGUGAGAAAUCUUAAUUCCCGGUCCUGUUUGUGGCCUACCGUCUAGGUGUUGACCUAGUUGAUUUGAACCAGGUCAUGGAGGCUAAUUGUUGAUGACUCAUUAGUAAUUGAGGGGCCAGAAUUUUCUUAUGAGCUGUAUCUAUUGUCUCAGAAUUAGUAAUGUUCAAUUGUCACAAUAAGGCUAUGACUAAGGCUACUGGGUAUGAUGUUUUGGAUAUGAUGUUACCAUGGACAUAUAUGAUGACAUAAUGGGAAUGCUAAUAAAUGUUAAAUGGAG